AUGUUAAUUUGGCCUCUCAUUUUUAAUCAGCAUAUAUUUCUCUUUAACUCACUUUUCAUUCCAAUAAAAUGAGCAUUAAGAAGAUUCCAUGUUUCGAAUUAUUUAAUAGCUAUGUAUAAACCAAAGCAUACAAGAAGCAGUCUAUCUAAAAUUAGAUCACUCAGUCGAUCAAAACCCAAAAUAACUCAAGAAAAAGAAUCAAUGAUAUUUGAUUCAACUGACUCUAGUUGGAAACCAACGGUGCCUAAACCAUUUGAAUUCAGAUGUGAUAGUCAGCAACGAUCAAAAUCCACAAUUCGGCAAGAGCAAGGAUCAAAAGAGUUUGAUAUUCAAUAUUCUAUAGCUGCUUUAAUCCCAGUUGAGAGAAUUUAUAUUAGAAAGCUAAUAGAAGGAGACUUUAAAGAAUCAAAGCGAAAACAAAAUCCAAAGGGAUUUGUUACACAUUCUGAGUUUUCACCUUUGAAAACUUCGGGGCAUAAAGAAAAGUUUGAAUCUUUAACAGCUCGGGAUUUUCUUGAUGCAAUGUUUGAUCAUAACAAAUCAUUGAAGAAAACCUCGCCAGUUAGAUCUUCUAACUCUGGAUAACUUAUUAAGAGAUUUUUAGUAUUGAAUUAUUUGUAAUUAAUUAAAUGAAAUAUUCCUAGGUUUUUAAAAAAAAUCUAAAAAUGAAUAAAAAGAAACCGAAUUUAAUGGCUUAUCGAACUUUUUAUUUUUUUCAAAAGAAAUAAAUGUUUAUUUGCAGCGGUAAGUUUUUAAAUAAUAACAUUUCUUUUAAAUAUAUAAAAUAUAUCCAUUCUUAAUAUGGCGAGUAAGAAUUUAAUUGCCAAAGCAAAACUAAGGCCUUCAGUAAGUACUUUGAAAUUAUGCUAA
Blepharisma stoltei is the source of this 870-nucleotide messenger RNA. The record is from the annotation of a GenBank genome assembly. NCBI's taxonomy places the organism in Eukaryota, Ciliophora, Heterotrichea, Heterotrichida, Blepharismidae.